UCUUUCAUUUUCUUUUGUUUUCGGGCAAUGAACUCAAAUCUGGAGGUCUACAAAUCCAAUAUGGAUUCGCAGAAGCAACCCUACAGUCAUACUUCAGAGGACAUACCCCUUUACAAAGUAUUGACAGAGGAGAAACAUGAUGACUGCCUUAUGUUGGAAGACACUUUACAAGGAGACGACAAGCGACAGCCAGACUAUGAUGUUCACAAGCUAAAGAAAAGUAAAACCUUUCUUUACCUUAAGCCUUUACCUUUGUUUUGUAUCAGUAGCUUCUUUAUCAUUGCCCUAUUGCUCCUUUUACUACAUGCAAAUGGAAAGAGUAUAGAAUACACCAUCAUAGGGCUCAAAAUACCAGCAAUUGUCUCUCUCCUCCUUAACAUUACUACAUUGUUCAUUAUUAGUGGAGUAUCUACAGCAAUUGCAGAGUAUAAAUGGGUUCAUUUAAAAAAGGGUGCAGAACUGACUUUGAUUGAUGUAUAUGAUGGAUGUACAAGAGGCUUAUCAGGUUUUUCACUGACAAUAAGAGCAAUGCAUUUUGACUUUGUAUUAUUGGUAGCCUUCCUAUUUCAUCUUGGGAUUUUAGUCUACAAUCCUUUGACUCAAGAAGUCCUUGUUCCAAUGACCUCAAGCUACAAUAAGACGGGUAUUGAUGUUCGAUUCUUUGCUUACAAACCUUACUAUAUAGAAGAUCGUGGAGAAUUAAAGUCGUCUGGUAUGCCUCCCAAGAUGAACGGUCUUACAAAAAACGCUUAUAUCACAACAUCCAGUUUCGCCCAAGCAGCCAAUGGUUCACCUGCAAGUCCUCUUUUCAAGUGUCCUUCUGGUUCUGAUUAUUGCAUCUUCAACAACGUUAGUUACAUAUCCACCACAAUGACAUGUAAUCAAGUGACAGAAAACGACACAGCCAUAGUGAAUCGAUGGGGUACAAAUAGAACAGUUGUUGUUCUGAAAGAAUAUUUUACGUUUGACAACAUCACUCAUAAUUCUGAAGGAAAGAAGAUGGUCUUUCCCAAAUUUCUUUAUGCUACUGAAAUGCUUGGGCGAACGUAUUAUGAUUUGUUAAACUAUACUGCUCCUUUGAUGCCUGGUUUGAAUAUCCCCAUGAUAUUUGCUUCUACCACAGAAUAUGAUCCGCAAUACAGGCCUUAUGUAGGUGACCAAGUCUUUGUUGUAGCCUAUAGAAACAGUGAUAUAGCAUAUGGCGUUGCCUCCAAUUACACAGAACUUACUUUCAAAAAGUGCCAUUUCAAUUCUAGCCUUGUUUUAUCUACAUGGAAAACAAGUAAUGGCACAUUGGUACAAGCUAGUGUUGACACAACUACACCCAUUGUAAUGGAUUAUGAUAAUGUCUUGGGCAACAAUGUUGCUCUAGCUCCGGAUCAACUCUUGAAGAACAAAAGCACUUCUGUUAUGGUGAAUGCUUAUAUUAUGCAACAAGCUCUUCUUGUUGAAUUGACGACACCUAAAUACUAUUCAAUGGCAGAUUACAUGUCAGCGUAUAACAUAAACAACCCUGAUCCAAAGUUUGAAUUAUUUAUGAAAGAUGCGCUUAUAGCCUUCGAUUAUGCAUUCUUUCAAGCACCUUAUGUAUCGCAAGAUUUUGCUUCAUUAGAUGUAUCUCCCUAUGAAGGCCUUGCAUUCUUUACGACAACACCAACAUACUCUGUAAGCAAAUUAGGUGCAUAUGCUCUUUGCCUUUGUCUCUUCCUACCUGUCAUUUGGUGGGUAUGCGUAUGGUUCAUAAGUAUGAAAGAGACGGAAGGCAUUGCUCGUGGUAAUUCUCAAAUCGCUUUAUUGGCUACAGGCAUGACACCGCUCGCUGAAACUCAGUUGCAUGAAUUCUCUUAUUUGGGUAGUUCGAAUGCUUUUAAGAGUGCAAAGAAUAUCAGGAUCCGUAUAGGCAUAUUUAAAAAAAACCAAAAGAAACGUGUCACGUUUGGCAUUGAAGGAGAAGAAAACCUUUAUCCUCUUAAAAAUCAAUAAGCGACUCUACUAUGCUUGAGAGAUCUUAUCGGGUAAAACAUUUUGCCGCAAGC
Molecule: messenger RNA, 2036 nt
Organism: Gilbertella persicaria
Lineage: Eukaryota; Fungi; Mucoromycota; Mucoromycetes; Mucorales; Choanephoraceae
Exons: 5
Coding region: 28-1983 (651 amino acids)
Source: RefSeq, a predicted model, not a curated record